Molecule: messenger RNA, 2371 nt
Organism: Nomascus leucogenys (northern white-cheeked gibbon)
Lineage: Eukaryota; Metazoa; Chordata; Mammalia; Primates; Hylobatidae
Gene: EME1
Product: essential meiotic structure-specific endonuclease 1
Biological process (GO): double-strand break repair; mitotic intra-S DNA damage checkpoint signaling; replication fork processing
Cellular component (GO): nucleus; Holliday junction resolvase complex
Molecular function (GO): DNA binding; nuclease activity
Source: RefSeq, a predicted model, not a curated record
UUUCUACUUCCGCUAUCAGAAGAUCUACUUCCGAGCCCUGCCUGGCAGUUGAAAGAGUGGCGGGAGAAGUUGCAGGGAAUUAUUUGAUAGCACAUACUGAUGGCUCUAAAGAAGUCAUCACCCUCACUGGAUUCUGAUGAUAGUGACUCUGAGGAGUUGCCAACAUUUGCCUUUCUGAAGAAGGAACCAUCUUCAACAAAGAGGAGACAGCCUGAAAGGGAAGAGAAGAUUGUAGUGGUUGACAUCUCAGAUUCUGAAGCCUCCUGUCCUCCAACACCAGGGUUACUUUCACCAUCUGUCCCAGACACAGCUGAAACUGUCACACAAACACAGCCAGUCAGGUUACUAAGCAGUGGAAGUGAAGAUGAAGAAGAAUUUAUUCCUCUGGCUCAAAGGCUCACAUGUAAGUUUCUGACCCACAAGCAACUGAGCCCUGAGGACUCUAGCUCCCCAAUUAAAAGUGUUUCGGAUCAUCAAAAUAAUGAAGGUGCAUCAUGUGACUGGAAAAAGCAGCCCUUUCCAAAGAUCCCUGAAGUUCCCCUCCAUGAUACCCCAGAGAGGAGUGCAGCAGAUAACAAGGACCUGAUGUUAAAUCCAUGCCGUCAGCUUCCAGCCUACCUGUCUACCUGCCCUGGCCAGAGCAGCAGCUUGGCAGUAACCAAAACAAAUUCUGACAUCCUCCCACCCCAGAAGAAAACCAAGCGGGGUCAGAAGGUCCAGGGAAGAGGCUCACAGGGAUGCCAGCAGCAGAGACAAGCAAGGCAGAAGGAAAGCACCCUGAGAAGACAGGAAAGAAAGAAUGCAGCACUGGUUACCAGGAUGAAAGCCCAGAGGCCAGAGGAAUGCUUAAAACACAUCACUGUGGUGCUGGAUCCAGUGCUUUUACAGAUGGAAGGUGGGGGCCAGCUUCUAGGAGCACUGCAGUCCAUGGAGUGCCGCUGUGUGAUUGAGGCGCAGACCGUGCCUUGCAGUGUCACUUGGAGGAGAAGGGCUGGGCCCUCUGAGGACGGAGAGGACUGGGUGGAGGAGCCAACAGUACUGGUGUUGCUCCGGGCAGAGGCAUUUGUGUCCAUGAUCGACAACGGAAAGCAGGGAAGACUGGACAGCACUAUGAAAGGGAAGGAAAUGCUUCAGGGCUUUGUAACUGACAUCACAGCAAGGACAGCAGGGAAAGCUCUGUCACUGGUGAUUGUGGAUCAGGAGAAAUGCUUCAGCCUGGAGCUGCUGUUCUUUGAUUUCCUCCCCUGCACCAGUGCUCAGAAUCCUCCAAGAAGAGGGAAACAGGGAGCAAAUAAACAGACCAAGGAGAAGCGGCAGAGACGACCAGAGGCCAGCAUAGGGUCCAUGAUAUCCAGGGUAGACGCUGAAGAGGCAUUGGUGGAUCUGCAGCUACACACAGAAGCCCAGGCUCAAAUUAUGCAGAGCUGGAAAGAGGUGGCCGACUUCACAUGCGCAUUCACAAAGGCUGUGGCUGAGGCGCCCUUCAAGAAGCUCCGAGAUGAAACUACCUUCUCCUUCUGUGUGGAGAGUGACUGGGCUGGAGGGGUGAAGGUGGACCGUGCUGGCAGGGGACUCGCACUAGUCUGGAGGAGACAGAUUCAGCAGCUGAACCGAGUCAGCCUGGAAAUGGCCAGUGCAGUUGUGAAUGCCUAUCCCUCCCCACAGCUCCUGGUACAGGCUUAUCGGCAGUGUUUUUCGGAGCAAGAACGCCAGAAUUUGCUUGCAGACAUACAAGUGCGCCGUGGGGAAGGUGUGACAUCCACUUCUCGCCGUGUUGGACCAGAGCUAUCCAGGCGUAUCUACCUUCAGAUGACCACUUUACAGCCACAUCUCUCUUUAGAUAGUGCUGACUGAUUCUAGCCCUCAGGGAUGAGGAUGAAAAGCUGGAAACUUCCACCUCCCCAACCUCAGAGCCUGACUGCAAUGAAGAGACUGGCAGUACCUCCUGGAACACAAGCCUAGGUGAGGCCCAGUCUUUCUUGGGUCUUAUUUGUGAAGGUCUCUCUACCUGUCAGCUGGGGCAGAGACUGAAAUACUGCCACCUACCCUUUGGCAUUUAAUGUUCCUCUCCUGGCAAAAAUUCAUUGCAAUGACAAACCACCCCCACUCCUACCCAGCCAGCCCUCAAAACACAAAGGCACAAAGACAGUCCACUCAGACACUUAUUUAAUAACUGUAGAAAUCCAAAAGAAUUAGCAUCAAAUCUUGAAGUCGUGAGUGAAGCUGCGGGUUGGCUUGACUGGGCUCAGCCAUUGAGCUGCCUCAACCGGCCAAGGAACGGGAUUAUGAUGACUAUGUGGACUUCUAUAUUGUCUUCAUCUCAUUGUGUCUAUUAUGUAUUUAGUUUCAAUAAAGCAUUUGUACCAAUGGC